UGCAAGCUGACGUAAGGACAUUACAAGGAAAGGGCUACAUUUCGGAGUGUUUAUGAAAAGCUUCGGUACUGUACUGUCACCAGGGGGCAUGCAAUAGAAUGCAUUUCGUCCAACAUUUGGGAUAAUGAUCAUUUAGAAAGCACUACGACCAAAACAAAAAGAAAAGCAAGAAAACGGAAAAAAAGAGCGAGCGAGCGAGCUUCCAGCGAGCUUUGGAACCGGCGCCAGGCAGAGGAGCCAUGCAGUCAAACUUUCGGGAAGCCUCGGUUAUUUUUUCUGACAUUGCAGCUCGCCCUUGAGGAUCGCUUACUGAAUUCUCCGGAUUUUGUUUUGCUUCUUUUUUUCCCUCCCCCCCUCCCUCCACCUCUCCCGCCGUCUCCAGGCCCGGUUGAUUCGCUUUGCCCGUGGCGGCAAAGGAGGAGAGAGAAUCGAGCGAGCUCUCCAACAGCGAGGAAGCCGCAGCAAAACGCCCUGCCUGCUUGCCUGCCUCUCUCCGCUGGCUGGCUGGUUGGCUGGUUAGCUGACUCUCCCGCACGGCUCGCUUGCCUUGGGAUCCAGUGUUGUUUUGAAGGGAGCUAACAUGGCGACGGUGCCCGUCUAUUGCAUCUGUAGGCUGCCCUACGACGUAACCCGCUUCAUGAUCGAGUGCGACGCCUGCAAGGACUGGUUUCACGGCAGCUGUGUUGGUGUAGAGGAAGAUGAAGCACCAGAUAUUGAUAUUUACCACUGUCCAAAUUGUGAGAAAACCCAUGGAAAAUCUACUUUAAAAAAGAAAAGAAAUUGGCACAAACAUGACACUGGUCAAGCAACAGAAGUAAAGCCUGUCCAGAAUGGUAGUCAAGUGUUUAUCAAAGAACUUCGAAGUCGUACAUUCCCCAGUGCUGAAGAUGUGGUAAUAAAAGUGACUGGAAGCCAACUAACAGUUGAAUAUUUGGAAGAAAACGGAUUCACAGAGCCUAUUCUCAUUCCGAAGAAGGAUGGCCUGGGCUUAUCAGUACCGGCACCAACGUUUUAUGUUAGUGAUGUUGAAAACUAUGUUGGACCAGAAAGGAGUGUGGAUGUUACAGAUGUCACUAAACAGAAGGACUGCAAGAUGAAACUAAAAGAAUUUGUUGAUUACUAUUAUAGCACAAAUCGAAAAAGAGUCCUGAAUGUAACUAACUUGGAGUUUUCAGAUACAAGAAUGUCCAGUUUUGUAGAGUCUCCUGAAAUAGUGAAAAAGCUCUCGUGGGUGGAGAAUUAUUGGCCUGAUGAUGCUCUGCUGGCAAAACCAAAAGUGACCAAAUACUGUCUGAUUUGUGUGAAGGACAGCUACACAGAUUUCCAUAUUGACUCUGGUGGAGCCUCCGCCUGGUAUCACAUCUUAAAAGGAGAAAAGAUAUUUUAUCUCAUCAAACCAACUUCUGCAAAUAUCUCCCUCUAUGAGCGUUGGCAGUCAGCAGCAAAUAACAGUGAGAUGUUUUUUGCUGAUCAAGUGGAUAAAUGUUACAAAUGCACAGUUAAACAAGGACAAACACUCUUCAUUCCAUCAGGAUGGAUUUAUGCAACUUUAACACCUGUUGAUUGCCUGGCCUUUGCAGGACAUUUUCUACAUAGUUUAAGUGUUGAGAUGCAGAUGAGAGCAUAUGAAGUUGAAAGACGAUUAAAAAUUGUCAGCUUAACCCAGUUUCCCAACUAUGAAACAGCAUGUUGGUAUACAGGAAGGCAUCUGCUGGAAUCAUUUAAAGGAUUGCACAAAGCUGGAAAGCAGCCUCCUUCCCAUUUAGUCCAGGGAGCAAAAAUUCUAAAUGGUGCUUUCAGGUCUUGGACUAAAAAGCAGGCUUUAGUGGACCAUGAAGAUGAACUCCCAGAACAUUUUAAGCCAGCACAACUGAUUAAGGACCUUGCCAAAGAAAUAAGAUUAAGCGAAAAUGCUUUGAAAGUCAGCAAACCUGAAGUGAGUGUUAAUGUGAAUGUUGAGGAAAUCACUCCUGUGGAGAAAGAAGAAAUACCGUCACCUCCACCACAAACGCCUCCGCCACCUCCUCCGCCACCAUCGCCGCCUCCACCACCACCUUCACCACCACCACCACCGGCUGAAAAAGUCCCUAAGAAAAAGACUCCCAAAGCAAUAAAAGCACCAAAACCCACCAAGCUAUCUAAACCUCCCAAGCCCCCUAAGCCCCCUAAGCCCCCCAAGCCCCCCAAAACCCCAAAAGUAAAGGGGGAAGGGAAGAAAAAAGGCAAGAAAGUUAAAGAACCGCCUCCACCUGCCAUUCCAAAUUUAGACCUUCUUGAGGCCCACACAAAAGAGGCUCUAACAAAGAUUGAAACACCAAAGAAGGGAAAGGCUGCCAAGAAUGCUUUGAACACCCCUACUAAAGAAUCUGUUGAUAAACAAAAUGAAGUGGAAAAGCUUGAGGUUCGGGAGCAGAAUAAAUCCAAAACAGAAGCAAAAUGGAAAUAUAAGAACAGUAAACCUGAUUCAUUACUGAAAAUGGAAGAGGAGCACAAACUGGAGAAGACACCAUUAUCAGGAAAUAAAGACAAUAAAUUUAUGUUUUCUUUCUCCAACAAGAAAAUACUGGGAUCAAAGGGAAUGAAAACUCAGUUGAAUCCUAGUAUAUUUGGGUCACAGCAAAAUUUCAAAGAAGAUAAAGCAAAACCUGUGAAAGAUGAAUAUGAAUAUGUCUCAGAUGAUGGAGAAUUGAAAAUAGAUGAAUUUCCAAUUAGAAGGAAGAAAAACACCACAAAAAGAGAUUUAUCAUUUUUAUCAGAUAAAAAAGAAACCACACAGCACACUCCAGUGAAGAAGCCAAAAGUGGAAUCAGUAUUAUACAAGAGUGAUGACUCCUCUGAUGAAGAUUCUCUUCACAUUGACACAGAGGCCAAGCCAGGGCGCAAUUCUAAAGCGAAGAAAGAGGCUGCAAGUUCAGCUGGCAUUCUAGAUCUUUUGCAGGCAAGCAAGGAAGUUGGGGGUUUAGAGUACAACAGCAACAGUCAACCACCUGCAUCUCCCAGCACACAGGAAGCUAUCCAAGGAAUGUUAUCAAUGGCAAAUCUCCAGUCUUCAGACUCUUGCCUACAGCCUUCAUGGGGCUCCAAUCAAGCUAAGAAUAAUUCCAUCUCUGCCACCAACUCCAAAAAAUCUGGAAGCAGCAAUAGCAAAAAUGCGGGCAAACGAUUGUUGAAAAAGACUGCAAAAAACAAUAUUGAUAUUGAAGAUUAUGACGAAGACCAGGAUCACUUAGAUGCUUGUUUUAAAGAUUCUGAUUAUGUUUAUCCCUCCCUUGAAUCAGAUGAAGAUAAUCCAGUGUUCAAAUCUCGAUCAAAAAAGAGGAAAAGUUCUGAUGACGCCCCAUACAGCCCCACAGCAAGAGUUGGUCCAUCAGUACCACGGCAGGACAGACCAGUCCGAGAAGGUACAAGAGUUGCUUCUAUUGAAACUGGACUGGCAGCAGCUGCUGCCAAAUUAUCUCAGCAGGAGGAGCAAAAGGGCAAGAAGAAAAAGAAUACCAAAAAGAAACUAUCUCCCAACAAUGCCAAUAAAAUCCCUCAGGAAGGCAGCUCUCCUGAACCUCGGCUGGAGUGCCAUAGCAGUAGUUUAGCAGACCAUGAGUACACAGCUGGUGCCAGCACACUUGGGGUGGCCCAAAUGAACAGAGGCCCUCAGCCCAUGGCCCCGGGAGUUUUUCUCACACAGCGGAGAGCCUCAUCAUCAUCACAGAAUAAUGCAGCUGCCAAAGGGAAACGUACAAAAAAAGGCAUGGCUACAGCUAAACAAAGGCUUGGGAAGAUUUUGAAAAUUCAUCGGAAUGGGAAACUUCUCCUUUAAAAUCUGGUCAUAAUUGGGACUAUCAAAGCUCAGCAUAUCCUGAGCUGUCACGCUAGCUCUUCAACUCUUGAAGGACUCCAGUAGUAUUGUGCAACAUCUUAGGGACAAUACCAGUUAACUUUUUGCCACCACUUUAAUAAAUUCUUUUUAACUUUCGGCAGUUAAAACCUGUACAGAUACUGCUAUAAAUAUUUUUUAAUAUAGAUGUCCUUUCUCAAAUUGCUGAGAGUGACUAGUUCGCAAAAAGUUAAUACUCCAAGACACUGAGGAUCAUUCCAGUUUUAGGAAAGUAUCCCUUUAACUUGUUUAUAAGUGAGGAAAAAGCUGUUGUUUUUAAGAGUAUGCAUAUUCAUUUCAAUUAUACUUCUUUUAUCAAAGUUGAACCAAUUUUAAAGAGGUAUCUGGUUAAAAGGCAGAGUUUUUUAAAAAAAGUUUCUCAAAUUGACUUGUAGACAAGGGAAAGAAAUUUAUGCCAUGACUAUUUGAGAUACAAUACAUGCAUGAAACAAUAUGCAUAAAGAAAUAAUCUACCUUUCUUUAUCUGGCUCAUGAUAAAUAUGUUUUAUUCAAAAGAGAAGUUAAAAUUGCACUUCAGCACUGCUAAAACUUUCCCUAUAACCAGACAUUGGAGAACUAUGGAUGACUUAAUUUAUUUUAUGUACAAAAAAAAUUAUGGAUUACAAAUCAUUAAUUGGGUAAUGAUUUGGAUAUAGGUAAUUAAUGAGCUGGUGCAGUUCUUUGGACAUCAAAAGGGUUUUUAAAUUAGCUUUGGUUGGUGUUGGUUUGCAUCUCUUUUCAUUGAUAAAUUUUUAGCACUCCCGCUGUUUCUUAUAUAUAUUGUUUUAACUUUGGUCCCAUGGUAUGUUUUCCAUGCUCAAAUGUCUUUGUUCUCAUAACUGAAUAUCGAUGAGUGAUAGGAAUUAAAGAUCAGCAAACAGAUACAACCCUUCUCUCCUUGCUAAACUCUCACAAUUAUGUGUAAUUGAGUAAAACAUUACAAAUCAAUUGGUACCUCAAAGUCAAAGUCUGAGAACACUGACUCUUGACUAUACUUAUAUAACAUGGUUUAUAGCCUAUAGAGGCUAAAGCAAAAUCAAAUCAAUUGUACUAUAUCUUAGUAUGUUGCGUGGGCCAUCAUUUUAAACUGUCAUUGUUUGCUUUGGCUUCUCAAGUUGUGUGAAUAGAGCCACCGUGUUUUUAUAAACCAUAGUUAAUGGAUUAAUGUGUUUACAUCCAGUCUGAAUUUGAUGAUUUAUUUCUCUUUCUCUCACCUGUUCUAGCUAAACAUUUGUUUACAUGACCAUGGAAACUGGAAGUAUUUCUUCCCCCGUAUACAUAAAAAAUGUAUAUUUUUUAUUCAGCAUUGCUGUUUUGAAAUUAUAUCACCAUUAAUUUAACUUUCAAGGUAGGGUGGAAUCCACCAUUUAACCUGAUAGCAUUGUAGCUUCUGCUUGGGUGCUCAUAAUGCACUGAUAACAUGACAUUGGAGAAUAUGUAGGAAAAGAGAUGCCAGGAUCAUUCCAAGAUACUGCUGCCAGGACCUUUGUUCUGCAAAGUGUCAAAGUGUCCGUUUUCUUUGUGCAACCUGAGUAGGUAGCAGGCAUAUCACCAUCAUCAUCAUUAGACAGGGCUGUGAAGCACUGUGAAUGGGUAUAUAAGUCUAAGUUCUGUUAGUGUCUUAUAAAAUGGCAUCCUUAGUCAAAUAUCUCUUUCCUUAUUUCUUUGAAGGGGCUUUUAAUCUCCCUCUAGCAGUUCACACUUAAGUUCAUGACGGAUGAUUUACCUCAUAAAUCAUUUAUGUCAGGGGUCUCCAACCUUGCUGGCUGAGGAACUCUGGGAGUUGAAGUCCACAAGUCUUAAAGGGACCAAGGUUGGAGACUCCUGACUUACGUUAUCUCGAGAUGAACAGAUGAAGACAAUGGUUCUUUUUUCACUUCCAUUUCCCUGCAUCAUGGAUUAAUUCCUGGAUCAUGUAAACAAAUCAAGCAAAGAAGCUGUUGUCCUGCGACCCCCAAGCACUUAUUUUCUGAUCUAUAACCAAACCCUUUUCCUUGAGCUGCAUAUCAGGAGAAAAAGUACCCGAAACAAGAUUUAUUCCCCACCCCCAGAAAGGAAUACACACAAACUUUUUAGAGCUUAUGAAUCCAUUUAGUAAUAUAAUAGAUCAGCUAUCAGUUAUAUCUAAACCUCAGUUGCAAGUCCUGUAAUGAAGUAGCAGAACUGUGCAGCCCUAUCAGAGAGGUGUUCUGACAUUCACAUCCAUCCAAGCACUUCCUUUCAGAUAUGUUGUCUGAAGGAACAAGGGCUGUGCUCACCUAAGGGUCAGGCCAGAUGAGAGCCAAGCUUAUGGACAGUUUAACUGGAUACUUAUUGCUUCUGAACUCUCUUAGUGUUUGGUGUAGAAUGCAUUAUAUUUUACAUUAAACUAGCUUGUCUGCAUAUAAACACUUAGAGCACAAUCCUAUGCAUGUUUACCCAGAUAUCAAACCUGUCGCGUUCCAUGGAACUUACUCUCGUGUGUAGAGUACUAUGUACAGGAUUGUAGCCUUAAGGCGUUGCAUUUGUUUCUCAGGCAAUUCCAGAUUUUCAUUUAUAGAUACGUGUCUGAAAGCAUAUUUUUUCAUAGAAUCUAGCCUGUAAAUAGCUUUUUAAAGUACCUUCUUUUUUAUAAGAUCGAAGUAUCUUUAGACAUUUCUUUCUAUAGAAUAGUUCAUUAACCUUUAUACAAAUUUUUUGCUGAGUAUUUUGCCAAGUAUUUUUGGUUCAUGACUCUGAAAGAGAUACUCUGUUUUUGUCCUCAAUUUAAUUCCUUUUUCUCCCUUUUUUAAUUUUGGCAUUGCCUGAAAAACAAGUAAAACUUUGUGCAGCCUUAUACAGAAUCAAAUAAUAGUACAAAAUUAUCUAUUUAAGAUACAAUAUGAAGAAGAAUCUUCGACUUUAUAAUACCAGCUCCUUGUCUCAAUUCUUGUAUUAUGAGGGGAUACAAUUAUUUUAUUAGCACCUUGUGAAGUGUUUCUGUGUUUUGUGAUGAUGUAAUUUAUUAAUGUUUGUAGCUUUUUAUAUUUGUACAUUUCUUAUGAGCUUUGUUUAUAUACACAUUACCUGGAUGUGAUGUCCAUGAGGAAAAAAAUAAAACAGCUAUAGAAAACAACUGAGGCCUUAUUAACUGACCUUUCUAGUUAUGGUGAGGGACUGGGUCUGAAUUCUUGGCGUCAAAAAUGUUAGUUGAAUAGGGCCCCAGAGUUAAGCAAGUUUUUUAAAGCUUCCCUAGUAUACUGUUAUUGUCAAGCAUUUAUAUAAUAUAACGCAGACAUCAUGCUGGUUUUAUUAUUAUUAUUAUUAUUAUGUUUAUGAUUAUUAUUUUCACAACAUGUACAUUUCUAACAAAGUUUAUUGUGGCUAUCUAUUACAGUGUUUUAUUUACCAAUUCAUAUCAAAUGCUCUUGUAUCAAGUCCAUGAAAUCUAAGUAAACUUAGAUCAAAAUUUUAAAAGUAAAAUAUUUCAGGUUUUGUAUAGAAUUUGUGUUGGUGUGUUUAUUUAUAUACUACAUUUAAGUUGUUCUCCAUCAGUGAUUGAAGAGCAUUUCAUGCUUUGUUGCUUUCAGAGAUGGUUUCCUGCCAAAGU
Messenger RNA from Ahaetulla prasina, 7439 nucleotides. It is a transcript of the gene PHF2, whose product is annotated as PHD finger protein 2. NCBI's taxonomy places the organism in Eukaryota, Metazoa, Chordata, Lepidosauria, Squamata, Colubridae. Gene Ontology annotation, molecular function: histone demethylase activity; transcription coregulator activity. Gene Ontology annotation, biological process: regulation of transcription by RNA polymerase II; protein demethylation. The transcript is spliced from 22 exons. Bases 581 to 3814 code for a protein of 1077 amino acids. The record is from RefSeq and is a predicted model, not a curated record.